Messenger RNA from Dictyostelium purpureum, 966 nucleotides. RefSeq lists its product as uncharacterized. The transcript has 2 exons. The record is from RefSeq and is a predicted model, not a curated record. The coding region runs from base 1 to 966 and encodes 321 amino acids. Lineage: Eukaryota; Evosea; Eumycetozoa; Dictyosteliales; Dictyosteliaceae.
AUGACAACAACAAUGAAAUGUGGUAAUAAUGGAUGUGGUAAAGAAUUUACAGCAGAAACCAUCGAUCAAUGCUGCUAUCAUCCUGGACAAGCAGUAUUUCAUGAAGGUUUAAAAGGAUGGUCAUGUUGUAAAAAGAGAGUAACAGAUUUUGAUGAGUUUUUAGGUAUUACAGGUUGCACAACAGGAACACAUAAAGUAGCAGAACCAAAAGCAGCAUCAAAACCAAUUGUUCAAUCUACCACAACCAGUGAUGUCACCGGAGGUGUAGUCGAACAAAAGAAAGAAACCCACGCACAUCCAUCAGAUAAAUUUAUGCCAAAACCAAUCAAAGUCGAUCCAAAUUCAACCAACGCAAAUACAACUGCAGCACCAAAACAAUUUAUAAAAUUACCAGAAUAUGUCGAAGAGAACGAUCCAGAAGAUGCCGUUAUUCCAGAGGGCGCACAAUGUUGCAGAAAUAGUUGCAAAGCAUUUUAUAAAGACGAAUCAUCACGUACCGAGGAAUGUCAUUACCAUCCAGGCGAACCUGUAUUCCACGAAGGCUCAAAGGGAUGGUCUUGUUGCAAACCAAAAGCUGCAAUUUUCGAAGAGUUUUUAAAAAUCAAAGGCUGCAAAACCGGCAAACAUAAAUUUAUCCCACCACCAAAAGACGAAUCAAAGGUCGAAUGUCGUCACGACUGGUAUCAACAAUUUGAUGCCAUCAUUAUGACAAUUUACGCUAAAAAUGUUGAUAAAGUAAAUUCAAAAAUUCAAUUUGUAGAUAACCAAACUAUCUCUGUCGAAUUAAAACUCCCAAACGAAAAGAGUUUCAAAAAAGUAUACGAAUUAGCAGGUACUAUCGAUACAGCCAAAAGUAACUUUAUGAUUUUAUCAACCAAAGUCGAAUUCAAACUUAUUAAAGAUCCACAAGAAUCUUGGUCAAGAUUAGAAAAAAGUGAAUUGGACUUGUACAGAUAUCAAGUUUAA